UUAUCCUCUUCCUUCCUUCUUCCUCUCACGCCAUUACAGGGCUUCCCUUCCACGCCAUCACACUCAAACCGUCCCUCUCGGCAGAAGAAGACGUCUGCUCCCGCCGAAGCUCAAGUCCUAAGUCCGUCUUUCAGCGCGGCGGCCGGGCGCCAUGGAAGCUGUGCGCGGCAUCGAGUCCCUGGCUGGUGGAGAUGGCCGGCAUCAUGUUUCCCAUACCCUUGGGACGACCCUGCUGAUCUCGGUGGGGUACAUCGAUCUCGGCAAGUGGGUGGCCGCGGUUGAUUCCGGGGCUCGCUUUGGCUACGACCUCGUGCUACUGGUGCUCUUCUUCAACUUGUCCGCGGUUCUCAAUCAGUAUCUCUCAACUUGCAUCGGCAUGGUCACCGGCAAGAAUCUUGCACUGGGACUUUUUGGUGUAGGGACUAGAAAAAGUCCCUAGCAAACCAAACAGGGUGGGACUUUUUUGGGACUUUUUGCUAAAAGUCCUUAGAAGCAUCUCCUUGAGAGUCUUUUUCAAAAAGUCCCAGGGACUAGAAAAAGUCCUAGGACUAGAGAAACAAACACCACCUAACCAUGAUUUUGGGCAUAGCAGUUGGAUACAAUCUUGUAUUUGAUCAGGAUGAUUUUAUCACAGCCAUUAUUUUUGCAUGUCUUGUAAUUAAUGUGCUGCCAUAUAUUUUCUCCCCUAGGGACAAGAGGAUGGCUGGAACGUUAAAUGCAUGCAUAGCUGGCUUUACGAUUCUUUGUUUUGUGCUUGGUUUAUUAAUCAGUCAACCAGAGAUUCCCCUCCAUGUGAAUGUGAUGUUCCCUAAGUUGAGUGGUGAAAGUGCUUACUCAUUGAUGGCACUUAUGGGUACAAACAUAGUGUCCCACAAUUUUUAUGUACAUUCGUCCAUUGUUCAGGUUCAGAGGUCUCAUGUUCAUAGCCUCGGUGCCCUGUUUCAUGACCACCUUUUUUCUAUAUUAUUUACUUUUACUGGGGUCUUUCUUGUGAACUAUGUUCUGUUGAGCUCAGCAGCGGCGGAAUCUAGUCACAAUGUGAUCCUCACAUUUCAUGAUGCUGUAGAGCUAAUGAACGAGAUAUUUACGAGUUCCAUUGCACCACUUGUGUUCUUAGCAGUUCUUCUCUUUUCGAGCCACAUCAUCACAUUGACAUCUGUUAUAACUAGCCAUGUAGUCACUAAGCAUUUCUUUGGCACAAACUUGUCCCUAUUUGCGCAUCAUGUGCUACUUAAGAUUCUUGCCACGAUUCCUGCCAUCUAUUGUGCAAGAUUAGAAGGCUCUGAAGGGGUAUAUCAGUUAAUCAUUCUUUGUCCAGUAAUCCAGGCAUUUACCCUUCCUUCAUCGGUCAUUCCUAUUUUCCGCAUUGCCUCAUCAAUGUCAAUAAUGGGCAACUACAAGAUAUCUCUAUAUGUUGAAACAUUAGCCUUUAUUGCAUUCUGUCUUACGUUAUUUGUAAAUAUCAUCUUCGCGGCGGAAAUCAUGUUUGGUGAGAGCGCCUCGACAAACAACCUGAAAGGGAACACUGAAACCCCAGUGGUAAUACCACAUAGUGUACUGAUGCUCAUGUCUUGUGCAUCUAUUGCUUUUGCACUCUUCCUGGUUGUUACUCCACUAAAUUCAUCAAGUAGGGAAACUGAAACACAUGACUUGUGUGUGGACUCUUAGAGAGAAGCACCAGAAGAAAUUCAAAGGUCCUAAAACUCCUUAACGUCUGCCAACCUCAUGGAGUUAUAAACAACUGUGACAAGGCUAUUGUUUGUAUGUGCGGCGAGGUGGCUUUUGAAGAGAAAGUGAAUGUGGUUGCCUUUGUCUUGUUGGGCUACAUAUAUACCACUAUAUAGUGUGUGAAUAACUUUGAAUACCAGUCGUUGGAUAAACUCGAUCGAACUGCUAGGAUGUAGCAAAUCCGGACAUCACCAACGAGAUGUAUUCAGAUUGUGCCACGUGGUACUCAACCUACUUCAAGUUAACCGUCCAAAAUUGA
Triticum aestivum (bread wheat) is the source of this 1987-nucleotide messenger RNA. Its product is annotated as protein ETHYLENE-INSENSITIVE 2-like. Gene Ontology annotation, biological process: manganese ion transport; iron ion transmembrane transport. The record is from RefSeq and is a predicted model, not a curated record. Gene Ontology annotation, cellular component: plasma membrane. The transcript has 8 exons. Bases 574 to 1668 code for a protein of 364 amino acids. Gene Ontology annotation, molecular function: cadmium ion transmembrane transporter activity; manganese ion transmembrane transporter activity. NCBI's taxonomy places the organism in Eukaryota, Viridiplantae, Streptophyta, Magnoliopsida, Poales, Poaceae.